AUGGUGUUGUCACAACGGCAACGAGAGGAGCUGAACAAAGCGAUCGCCGAUUAUUUGGGCAGCAAUGGCUACACGGACGCGCUGGAAGCGUUCAAGAAGGAGGCCGAAAUGACCGGCGAGAUGGAUCGCAAGUUCGGCGGCCUGCUGGAGAAGAAGUGGACCUCCGUCAUCAGGCUGCAGAAGAAGGUUAUGGAAUUGGAAUCGAAGCUUUCUGAGGCUCAGAAGGAGUUCAUGGAGGGCGCCCCCACUCGAGGCAAACGCACGCCAGCUGAGUGGAUCCCCCGGCCCCCCGAGAAGUUCUGCCUCACCGGACACCGGGCGACCAUUACGAAGGUAAUCUUCCACCCGGUGUUCAGUUUGAUGGUGUCUUCGAGCGAGGACGCGACGAUCCGCGUUUGGGAGUUCGAGAGCGGCGUGUACGAACGAACCCUUAAGGGGCACACCGAUUCCGUUCAGGACAUCGCAUUCGACCAUCAUGGCAAGCUGCUUGUUUCGUGCAGCGCGGACAUGUCGAUCAAGCUGUGGGAUUUCCACCAGACUUUCGAGUGCAUAAAGACUAUGCAUGGCCACGAGCACAACGUGUCUUCAGUGGCGUUCUCGCCCAGCGGCGAUUUGGUCUACUCGGCUAGCCGGGAUAAGACCAUCAAGGCCUGGGAUGUGGCCACCGGGUACUGCGUGAAGACUUUCAAGGGUCAUCGCGAGUGGGUGCGCAUGGUGCGCGUUUCGGGUGACGGGAGCCUCCUCGCUUCUUGCUCCAACGAUCAAACCGUUCGCAUUUGGAAUACGGACAGUAACGCCAACGAGUGCAAGAUGGAGCUUCGCGAGCACGAGCACGUGGUCGAGUGCGUGGCGUGGGCUCCGGAGGCGGCGGCCGCGGCCAUCAACGAGGCGGCCGGCGGGGACAACAGGCGCGCCAACCACGCAGGGCCCUUCCUCGCCAGCGGCUCGCGCGACAAGACCGUCAAGAUCUGGGACGUGAGCACCGGCCAGUGCCUGGCCACGCUCGUGGGCCACGACAACUGGGUGCGGGGCGCCGCGUGGCACCCGGGCGGCCGCUACCUGCUCACCGCAUCGGACGACAAGACGCUGCGCGUGUGGGACGUCGCGCACACGCGCUGCCUCAAGACCCUCUACGCGCACCAGCACUUCGCCACCAGCCUCGAUUUCCACAGGAGCUUGCCAUAUGUGAUUUCGGGCAGCGUCGAUCUGACCGUCAAAGUUUGGGAGUGUCGC
Messenger RNA from Iphiclides podalirius (scarce swallowtail), 1233 nucleotides. The record is from the annotation of a GenBank genome assembly. NCBI's taxonomy places the organism in Eukaryota, Metazoa, Arthropoda, Insecta, Lepidoptera, Papilionidae.